UGCACUUGCUUACGUAAAGAGAACGCAUUCAUCAGCACCUCUCCUCUUAACUCUUCACUCUGUACCUCUUUAAGCGUAACCUUCACAAACUUUUCUUUUUAUUUCUCAUUGUUCUAAAAAGAACUCGUCGAUCACAAAAUGCCGGGAAAUUAUCACAGCCGGGGAUCCAACGUUGCAGUCAUCAUCUUCACGGUGACGAUCACGUUGUUGACUUGUCCAAUAAUCAUCAACGCUUCAUCAGAUUCUUCUUCAGCCAACAUGAGGAAGCUCGACGAGGUAGAUCCCAUAAAGUGUUCUCCAAGCUGCGUCGAAAAUCCUCCUCCGCCCUCUCCUCCACCACCGUCUCCACCGCCUCCCGCAUGUCCUCCUCCCCCGGCUCUUCCUCCACCGCCGAAGAAAGUCUCACCGAACUGUCCACCGCCUCCGCCGGCUAAUUUCUUGUACAUAACGGGUCCGCCGGGAAAUCUCUAUCCCGUUGAUGAGCAGUUUGGUGCCGCCGCAGGAAAAAGCUUUACGGUGGUGAAGCUCGCCGGUCUAAUAGGGUUCGGAGUUCUGGGGUUGUUGAUUCUUUGAGACAUGAUCGGGGAAACGAGAAAUCGAAGAUUUGUUUGUAUGUUCGUUCGGAUACUUGUGAUCACUUUAUUGAAGAACGUUACUAUCUUUGGUUAAUAAUAAAAUUUCUAGCUAGGAUCAUAUCUGUUUCAUCAUAUUUUCGUGUAUCCAAUUUUCUAAUGGGGGUUUAAACACACUAAUAAGGUGCGUAGACCAAAAAAUAUGUUAAGGGAAAUAUGUAAAUUUCUAGAAUGUAUUUUCUUUAUGUGAUAUGUUCUUUCACCUCUU
Raphanus sativus (radish) is the source of this 840-nucleotide messenger RNA. RefSeq lists its product as uncharacterized. The transcript has a single exon. The record is from RefSeq and is a predicted model, not a curated record. NCBI's taxonomy places the organism in Eukaryota, Viridiplantae, Streptophyta, Magnoliopsida, Brassicales, Brassicaceae. Bases 139 to 573 code for a protein of 144 amino acids.